AGGUACUGAUUAAGCGCUGAGAAAACACCUGUUGCUUCUGUUGUUGUUUGUGACGACUGUAACUUGAGCUCAUCUUUAGUAUCAAGAGCAAUGGAUCUUCAAAAUCAUCUGCCGUUUACCGUGUCUCUUUGCGUAGCGGCGCUCGCCACCGUGUGCUUCUCGCUCUUCUACGUUCUAAUCUCGCUGAUGCAGAUUACGACCCUGCUAGAUAUCGUCUUCCCUGUCACACCGGAAAGUCCACCAAAUGGGCUGCGGCAGCUUGUUGCCUCCAUCGGCUACUCUCUCAUUGGAGGCGAGACACCGCUAUACCUCAACCAAUCCGCGUUUGCCAUGACGGCGUUGUUGUUUUCGUUAGUGGUGCUGUUGAUACUUGUCGAGGAGUCGCUGCUGCGCGUGAAGGAGAAGGUGCGGGCAUGGGGGAAGCUGCCCAGUGUGGAGGUGCUGCACCACUACAACCGCAAUAGCUACGACGUUGCCCUGAAGCAAACAGGGAAGGGCUUAGCUAGGAAGAAGCUGAUGUGA
Messenger RNA from Leptomonas pyrrhocoris, 522 nucleotides. RefSeq lists its product as hypothetical. The record is from RefSeq and is a predicted model, not a curated record. The transcript has a single exon. Lineage: Eukaryota; Euglenozoa; Kinetoplastea; Trypanosomatida; Trypanosomatidae. The coding region runs from base 91 to 522 and encodes 143 amino acids.